AAAUUUGUUAAAAAAGUCAUAAUUAAUUUUUUAAAGUAACAAAUAAAGAAUAUGAGUGAAUCCAUUCUUAACAUCGGUGAACAAGCUAAAGACUGCAAGAAAAUGUGCCAUUGUGAGGUUGAUUUAACAGUUGAGACUCUCACUGCUAAGUACGACCUACCAAUGGUAAAUCGUGAGUUGAUUUGGCCAACAAAAUACUAUUGGGACAACAUGAUGAUGGCUUGCUAUCAAAUGUACAAUUCAGCCAUGAAUAAUGACGAUUGUAUGGGAGUAGUUGCUGAUCAGUUACCAUCCUUAAAUCAAUUGGCCACGAGCUAUAACACAGAUGAUCAAAAUUCUAACGAAGGAACCAAAAAGAGAAAGUUCUCUAACACUUUGGACUAUGACAACUCUGAGUCUGUUGAGAAGAUGUCCAAGAAGGCCAAAUCUGAUGUCCGUCUGAAGACUCAGGAGAAGAGACUUAAAGAACAAAAUUUGAAGUACGAGUCCAAAGAAACUUACAACCCAAAGACUAAAAGGACUAGCAGAGUCCUUGUUUGUCUUCAUGAUGGAUGUGGCAAAGAGUUUAAAAAGACCAGGAACUUGAUCAUCCACUCUAGAGUUCACACUAAGAUCAGACCUCAUGUGUGCCAAUACUGCAACAAAGGAUUUACCCAGCAGUGUAAUCUGAAGAAGCACAUCGAAUUGCACUUAAACGGGACCUUUAAGAGUUCUGAAGUAGUUGCUUAAGCUCUAGAAUUAGGGGAGGAGAACUUCUAAAGGUGUCUUCCAUCCAUUCUGAUACAAAGUUAGAAUGGAUAACUUCAUGAUUUCUGACCUUGUCAGGAUCUCUAUAGAAUUAGACCGGCCAAUGGAAAUCUCCUACAAUGUAUGAUAAUUA
This is a messenger RNA of Moneuplotes crassus, 880 nucleotides long. The record is from the annotation of a GenBank genome assembly. Lineage: Eukaryota; Ciliophora; Spirotrichea; Euplotida; Euplotidae.